Molecule: messenger RNA, 3693 nt
Organism: Suillus clintonianus
Lineage: Eukaryota; Fungi; Basidiomycota; Agaricomycetes; Boletales; Suillaceae
Product: armadillo-type protein
Exons: 2
Coding region: 67-3492 (1141 amino acids)
Biological process (GO): chromatin remodeling
Cellular component (GO): cytoplasm
Source: RefSeq, a predicted model, not a curated record
GUUUAUAGCGAAUCGCCUGAUUCGGCGAUUUGCCGGUCCUCGUGUACGACCACCAGGAGCCACCAGAUGGCAGACAGUGGCAUGUCAGGCCGAAGCAACGAUAGUCUAUCACAAGAAUGGUUCUCAAAGUUCAAAUACAUAUGUGUUCCGUUACUGGAGAAGUCACAGCUAUCCCCCGGGACCGUAGCAGCUGUCUUGUCUCUGCUCUCCAGCCUUGAAAGCGCACUACUCAAUGUUGGUGAAACUAGCUUCACCCUGUCUCAGUCCUUGGUCUCGUAUAUAUUUUUCCCAUUGUCCACGAUCCUCCGCCGGAAUGAGCCGUCUACCAUUCCAGACCAAAUUAUGGAGAAGAUAUUUCGCAUUCUUGCCAUUCUAUGCGAAACAUGGUGGUGGUCCUUUGACAUACAGAUAUGGGAUCAGAUAUUCAAGCUUUGCAGCUCUAUCAUCGGGAGUGACGAAGGCAAGGGCAAGGGCAGAGUCAGGGAUGAUGAAACCAAAGAAGCAGCAGCACGAUGCCUGUGGGCUAUUCUUCGGGAACGUCGCGCAGAUGAAGCACCGCAAGACUCUCCUGAGGAACUGUUGCGCACGCGUGUUUCGCAACUUCGAGCGCAUUCUCAAAGCCUGCAAUUCAUGCCUGUUCUCGGGCAGACUAUCAAUACGCUCCUCCUCACUGCAAAGUCUCCUCAUCUCCCAUUGCAGCGCGUUUCGCUGAAAAAUCUUCGUGCACUCAUCAGUGUAUAUGCUUCAGAGCAAUUCUUACCUUCCAUCUUGCCUGGUGUCGUGAGCAGCAUGACCAGAAUUGCUCUUGGAAUGUCGAGCAAGAAGGGAUGGGUCAAUGGAGACAUCGUCGCUCUGAGCCUUGAGACCCUGGGGCCUAUAAUCGUGAAGUCGUUAGGAGACGAUGUAUCUAUCCGAGAGGGUGUCGUUCGGAGUGUCGUGGACCUUGAAGACUUCAUCAACCUCGCAGACGCUCCUGCAGUGAAUCCAAAACCACCCGACUUUCCUUCUUAUCUGACUCCACGUACUUCGAGUUGGUUGCGUGCGUCGGCAUCCCAAUUGCACAUCGCGUUAAAUUCUUUGACACUUCUCGUGAAUCAUCCGACUCCGCUUGCUUUGGUUGCUCUGUCGUCUUUCUCAAGGGACAUCCUUGCCUCCACACAUCUGACUCUUCCCCAAUCCCGACCUCUUCUGUUAUCUUGGCUCUUGUCACUAUCGAACUGUCCUUUCCGGGAGGUUUCGCAAGCCGCCCACCAUGCCCUAUCAGAGCUGCUGACGGCUGCUUCGGAUGCGAGACUACCGUUACUCCAAGCACUUCUAGAAAUUUCAAAAGAGAACCUCAGUUCUUUGCCUCGAUCAAUCGUUUCCCAAGAUGACAACAAGGUAGAACACAUUGCAGGCCAGAUAGAGGCAAUCUGCCGGUUGGCUACGUCUAGUAGCACGUCUUCUACCGGCCUCGGUCUGACAUCAAUCUCUUUGGGUAUCGACGCGCUAUUAGGGCCAACCGGCGGAAUUGAGAAGUGGGGUUUUACUCUGCUUUCUGUUUUAGAGUUCACGAGUCCACAAGUGACUGUCAGCCAGGGUUCCGUCGCCCAACUCUUACUAGAGAAUAAUGCGGACAGCCCGGACACAAUUAAUUUCCCCGAGGCAAUGCUAAAAAAUGUCCUCGCAAGGUCUACACGCGAUGCUCUGGCUCGCAUGCUACGUGCUUUGGGGGAAAGCAGCGGCGAAAAUAGUAUCUAUGCUGUUGAAUGGUUCAUCAGUACAGGACGUUAUUCACGAACCAACAAUGCCGUUGCGGCAUUAUGGUGUGCUGCUCGCCUCCUUGAGGGGAUCAGCGGCUUUAGUCUGGAUGAAGGCGGCAUGACUAUUUCGAGCGGGCCCCGGAGCAGGAAACUGGAGCGGUUUGCAAGAGGCUUAGCUCGUGAUCUCGCCGAGUUAUGGGACGAAGAGCCCGAUUUCAAUAGCCAGACUGAUGCUCCCCGCACGGAUCGUCCGACGGAUGACUCAUUGCUGAAGACGGAAUUCACGAAGGGGUUUAAAACUAUUCGUGCCAGCCUGCAGGUAGCAGAGCCAAGAGCUACACUUCCUACUCUAUCCGAAGAUCAACCCGUACUGCAUAAGAUAUUUUGCUUGCAGUUGCUUUCGAUUAGUGCAGGCAUUUUGCAGGCUCGCUAUGCCUCUGUUCUCAUCCAGGUCCUCUAUCCGGUUUUACAUUCGAUCGUGUCGCCCACGCCCCAUCUUUCCUUGACCGGCCUUGCGACGCUGCAUUUUAUUUCGGCUGUCAUGUCGUACGCCUCUCCAGCCAACCUCCUCCUGUCGAACUUUGACUAUGCAUUGGACUCUGUUUCUCGCCGCCUUAGCCGGAGAUGGCUUGACGUUGAUGCGACGAAAGUGAUGGCAGUCCUUGUGCGCCUCGUAGGAGCUGAUGUGGUGCAGAAGGCUGGCGAUGUUGUUGAAGAAUGCUUUGACCGUUUGGACGAGUAUCACGGGUACGAAGUCAUUGUUCAAGGCUUGGUGGGAGUAUUAGGAGAAGUGAUCAAGGUCAUUGAGGCUGAAGAGCCUCCCCCCCAAAAGGAAGGUCAGGACGACAUGCAGUCGUCGAUGAUAACUCGUUCAUUGGAGCCACUCUUCGAAUGGCUCACUCAUCGAAACGAUCCCCCACCUCAUGAAGACACUACCGACUACGGUCCUGCCCCCCAGAGGGCAUGGGGUGCCGCCAAGGCAGAUAAAGAAUCAGAUGAAAAACAGUCAGAUGGUCCAACCACACAACCGAAAGUCGCCGAGGACGCCGAGCCUGCGCCUACACCGGGACAAGCCUUGACUAAACAGAUGGUUUCGCGAUCUAUCUAUUUCCUCACACACCCGUCACCCAUCAUUCGAGCUCGGAUCCUGACACUGCUAAGCUCGGCUACCCCUGUUCUCCCUGAGUCGGCCCUGAUGCCAUCUAUCCAUCAAGCUUGGCCAUUCAUCCUGAACCGCCUCAAUGAUGCCGAGCCAUUUGUAGUCAGUGCGGCUGCUGGUCUUGUGGAAUCCCUCGUGACCCACGUUGGCAAUUACAUGGGCCGGCGAGUAUGGGACGAUGUUUGGCCCCGUUUCGCCAGCAUUCUAAAAAAGCUAGAUGCUUCCGAUGAUCAGAACGCCCUCGCACGCCGUGGUUAUGGAGCGGUAGGAACGGAAUCAGCAUACACUCACUCUCACCGCUUAUACCGCUCCAUUUUGAGAACAAUGACUGCUGCCGUGACCGGCGUUCAUAUGCAAGACACAUCCGGCUGGCAGGUCAUCCUUGCAUUCAGGCGCUUCUUGCACAAACAGGCACAUGAGGAACUACAGGCCUGUGCAAGAGAGUUGUAUGUGGCACUCGGCAGGGGUAAUGAAGAUGCCGUAUGGCUAGCCCUUAUGGCGACGUGUGGGCAUCUGACUGGGGAGGUCGCUUUCUUGAGAGACUACAAAUGGGAUAUACAAGAUAAUGUCCGUGUAAUCUUGAACGAGUAAAGCAUAUCUUCGGUUGGUAUCGUAUUAGUCUUACUACCAAUUUCCGUUGCUAUUUUUAUGGUUCUGGGGGUGGAACGUGUCGGAAAAUCUCUACUCCAGCCUCCUGAAACAGUCGUGCGGACGCUUCAUCUCUAAAACAAAAUGAGAGAAAUGCAGGAUAAGAGAUAGACACACUUACACCUUAUAGCUCAAAUUGUAGAC